GAACCAAAAGGCAAGAUUUUAAUGGGAAAGACAGGCUAAUUGAGGAGGUUAGAAACUAUACAUGUGAAUGUGGAUGCAUCUCUCUCUAGCCUCUUACGCAAAAAUUGUGGGUGAUAAGAGAGGCCACACAAACAAAACAACCCUCACGAAUAGAAACUGCUCCAUCGAUCAACAACGUCCAUGAAUUGCGUGCUCCCAUCCUCGAUGUAACCUACAGACAUAUACCUACCUAUCAGCUCCUGCUUUUUCUCAGAUUUUCUUCUUGAAAUCCUCGGAAACAAGCUACGUCCCUCCUCCUUCGGUUCUGUCCCUUCUCUGUCUCAGAUACGAUCCGAUAUGGAAAAUCAAGCGGACGAGGCGAGGAUGUUCGACAUGCGCGUGUUGAAGACCAACCUUCCAAAUAAAAGAGGGUUGUCGAGGUAUUACUCGGGAAAGUCAAGGUCGUUCGUAUGCAUGGCCGAUGUGCAAUGCCUCGAAGAUCUCAAGAAACAAGAACGCCAGGACGUCAAGAAAAGGAAGUACUUGGAGAGGAAAGAAGCACCAUUUCCUCCGUACCCAUGUCGAAGUGCAUCUAGCAGCACCCAAUGCCUCAGUAGUUGCAUCGGCGUGUAGAUACCAUAGGUUACUUGAGGCAUCUCUCUCUCUCUCUCUCUCUCUCUCUCUCUCUUCUCUCUCUUUCUACUUGUUCAUGCUGUGUACAUAAACCAGAUUUGAAUGAAUUGGUGACAAAGUUGGACCUGGACAGAAAUUGGAUCGAAAAAGAUUUCCUUCA
This is a messenger RNA of Eucalyptus grandis, 772 nucleotides long. RefSeq lists its product as uncharacterized. The transcript has 2 exons. Bases 337 to 612 code for a protein of 91 amino acids. The record is from RefSeq and is a predicted model, not a curated record. NCBI's taxonomy places the organism in Eukaryota, Viridiplantae, Streptophyta, Magnoliopsida, Myrtales, Myrtaceae.